AUGCACAGCAACAUAAAAGUUGCACGAGUUGUGGCAGUUUAUGGGACCCUCUCAGACCUGCUCUCCGUGGCCAGUAACAAGCUGGGAAUCAAAGCCACCAGUGUUUACAAUGGGAAAGGGGGACUCAUUGAUGACAUUGCUUUGAUCAGGGAUGAUGAUGUUUUGUUUGUCUGUGAAGGGGAACCAUUCAUUGAUCCUCAGACUGAUGGAAGACCUCAUGAAGAGCUGACAGGGUCCCACACAGACUGGUUAACACUCAAUGUUGGAGGCAGAUACUUCACCACUACAAGGAGCACUUUGGUUAAUAAAGAACCUGACAGCAUGUUGGCCCACAUGUUUAAAGACAAAGAUGCUUGGGGAAAUAAGCAAGAUCAUAGAGGAGCAUUCCUAAUUGACCGCAGCCCAGAGUAUUUUGAGCCAAUUUUGAACUAUUUACGUCACGGACAGCUCAUUGUAAAUGAUGGCAUUAAUUUGCUAGGUGUUUUGGAAGAAGCCAGGUUUUUUGGUAUCGAUUCACUAAUCGAACAUCUAGAAAUAGCUAUUAAGAAUUCCCAGCCAGCUGAGGAUCAUUCCCCCAUCUCUCGGAAGGAAUUUGUCCGAUUACUGCUGGCAACUCCAACCAAGUCUGAGCUGCGAUGUCAGGGUCUCAAUUUCAGUGGGGCAGAUCUCUCCCGGCUAGAUCUUCGCUACAUCAACUUCAAGAUGGCAAAUCUGAGCCGCUGCAACCUGGCCCAUGCCAACCUGUGCUGUGCAAACCUGGAGAGAGCUGACCUCUCUGGCUCUGUGCUGGAUUGUGCAAACCUUCAAGGGGUGAAGAUGCUGUGUUCCAAUGCAGAAGGAGCCUCUCUAAAAGGCUGCAAUUUUGAAGAUCCAUCAGGCCUUAAAGCUAAUUUGGAAGGUGCUAACCUGAAAGGUGUGGACAUGGAAGGCAGUCAAAUGACAGGAAUUAACCUCAGAGUUGCAACACUGAAAAAUGCAAAACUAAAAAACUGUAAUCUUAGAGGAGCAACUUUGGCAGGAACUGAUUUGGAAAAUUGUGAUCUAUCAGGCUGUGACCUCCAAGAAGCUAAUUUGAGGGGAUCUAAUGUAAAAGGAGCUAUCUUUGAAGAGAUGCUGACACCUUUGCACAUGUCUCAGAGCGUCAGAUAGGGAAGACAACGUGCUGAAGAGGAAGGAAUCAAAACGUUUAUUGUGACUUUCUUCACCUCCUCCCCUUAUUAAAUUAGAAGUAAUGGUUAUUAGACAAC
Chaetura pelagica (chimney swift) is the source of this 1247-nucleotide messenger RNA. It is a transcript of the gene KCTD9, whose product is annotated as potassium channel tetramerization domain containing 9. NCBI's taxonomy places the organism in Eukaryota, Metazoa, Chordata, Aves, Apodiformes, Apodidae. Gene Ontology annotation, molecular function: protein binding. Gene Ontology annotation, biological process: protein homooligomerization. The record is from RefSeq and is a predicted model, not a curated record. The coding region runs from base 1 to 1149 and encodes 382 amino acids. The transcript is spliced from 12 exons.